AGUAUCAAAUUUGGUAUGUGCUUAAAUUAUUAUUUUCUAAGAUUUUUUUGUUCAGGAUCCCAAUGCAGUUUCCCGUCUGCUUGGCAUGGUUCCUACUUCCAUCUUGGAUAUUCUAGUUCUCUCCUGGUGACCAAUCAAUCAAUCACGGAGAAGGGAGAGUGUAUCUGGAACUCAGGGAGCCAGUAUGUUCUCCAGGGUAUGGAUGGAGGGGAGAAGUGUUGGAGGUGUUUGAGUAUCUACAGGAAACAUCAGAAUGUUCUCCAGUAUAAAGAAAGUGACUGUGAGUACAAGUCCCAGUUUGUAUAUCCUGAAGAGCUAUGUAUGCGAAUACCUGGAGAUGGUUCUAUGUUCUCCAUGUUCAGAAAGGAUGCUGCGGCUACACAGUGUCCGCUCAAGGGUCCAUUCAUGUUCUCUUAUGCUAAAGGAGGUACUGGACGCCCCUGUAGCUAUCCCAAGAGCUAUAUGGACACAUGUAAAGACCAUAACAGGUUGCAACUGCAUUACCAAGCUUGUACAGAUGUUCAGGGUUCAGAGAGUACAUCCGAACAGUUGAAGUGUAUAGCAAAUUGGAAUGAGGGUUCCAAAAGUUAUUUUGUCGGAGAACUUGAACAUGAACAUAGAAGGAAUGAGGAGAGACGGUAUAGAUGCUUUGUAUAUGAACAGCAUGGGAAGGCAGGGAACAGGACGGUUCGGAUGGCUCAGAGUAGUUCAGCAACUUGUGAGGGUCUCUGGUCCCCAGCAGAGGGAUACAGAGUCUUCGAUAUGGAGAGAGUUGGAGGCUCCGGGGAGAGAUGUUUGUUCCCGUCCUGGUUCUCCAGACACCAUUCUUGGUCUGCGCUGGACGGAACCUUAAACCUUCACGUCAACUCCGGAGAGAAGAGUUUUAAACUCCAAACCUUCCAGAACUACCUGGAACCCGGAGAAUCACAGUUUACCUGUCAGGACAUUAUUAAACAGGACAGGGAUACCGUCAAGGUGGUUCAUUAUGUUAAAAGUGAUUGUGACUCCGGGUAUGUUUGUGCAAUCAUCAGUAAGGUUGCCGAUAACGUGAUCUCAGUUCAGUUUGGAGAAAAAUCUCGAAAUCCAAGUGAAGCAUGUACAGACCUUUACUUCUUCAACCCUAGAUCAAAACUUCUCGUGUCCAGAACCCAUUCUGCUGGAGUGUGUCCUCUUAAUGGUAGAUAUUCUCUUGAGAGCCUAGAGGGAGCUGAUACCCCCCACCUUUUCACUAGAUGUAGUUCUUCAGAUACCUCCAUAAUCACGGCAGGUUGCGGUUCUCCUUUUCUCCGGGUGGAGACUAAAUGUUCCCAGUCCAACCUUAGCAAUGUAGAAUACAGAUGUCACGCCCACUGGACUGAGCCGGGCUUGACACGCCUUAUUCUCUCCGAUACAAACACGGAGAGAAUGUUAUGUCUGUCCUAUACCGAGAGACAGGGUCGAGUGAGUAUAUCCUCCUGUUCUCUUGAACCUGCCCAAAUGGUGCUCCAAGAGACAGGACCCUGUCUCCAGGCUCUCUCCUCCGUGUCUAGUUCUAACCUAUUAAACCCGAACCUUACCCUUGCUUUCUUUCUUUACAUCUCUAGCUUCAUCUUUUUUAAAUGCAUGGUCAUCUAGUCUCCAAACUAAAUUUAUAUUUUUUUCUUGUUUUUGUAAAUAUGUUUGUUACGUUUUUUUGUUAUUUUUGUACCGCUGUGAUUCCUACACCUUGGCUGUGAAUCUUUAUGAUUAAGGGGAGUUUGAUGGGUCUUCUCAAGGUUCUCAUUCAAACACAACAAAUUUAGAAUAAUCGGGGGUUUCAAAAAUCACGGUUUUAUGGGUUUAAAAACCAACCUAGUGAAUUAUUAUUAAUAUUGUAUCUUGAUAAUAUUGUGAUGAGCUUAAAUAUGAAUUAAAUGUUUAUUCAGUCCUGAGUACUGAUCACCCCCUUUACUGAUGUUUCUUAAAACUAAUAAUAAAUUCUAAACGAACCCUGA
Molecule: messenger RNA, 1973 nt
Organism: Eurytemora carolleeae
Lineage: Eukaryota; Metazoa; Arthropoda; Copepoda; Calanoida; Temoridae
Exons: 4
Coding region: 16-1614 (532 amino acids)
Source: RefSeq, a predicted model, not a curated record